AUGAGCAUCAGCGAGAGGCGCAACGCGCCGGUACCCGCAGUUCUUUUAUGCGGUACCGAAUUCUCAGUUUCGAAGGGCCAACAAGUCGACGAUAGCCGCUAUCCCAGAGGCAGCUCUAACCUCGCCUCUUCACCAAAUUCCGCGGGCUCAAACAGCUAUAUGAGCAUCCUCGGCUCUCCCGUUGCUCCAAGGAAUAACAGCGAGCCUUCAUCUCCGGCCCCAACUAUCUAUUCAAGCAUCACUGCCGACAUACAUGCCCGCGCUGAUUUCGAUGAGAUUACCUUCAAUGAGCAUUAUCUUGCCUUCCGCGUCGUCCUUGAUACCGGCGAUCCCAAGGACAAACAGCAGCUCAACAAGCUCCACAAUAAGCUGCUACGUCUUACUCCCGCCCAAAUCUAUGAACUUAGCACCGAUGUGUUCGACGAGUUGAUGCGAAGGCAGACUCCCGCAGGACCCAAUGGCCCUCCCGCCUUUCUACUCCCCAACAGUGCCUUCAGUGGUAGGCGAAACCAGGCUCGGCAGAGGCUGUCAGCUGUCGACCAACCCCGAUUCAGAGACCUUGUGGCGGACGUUUGUUGCGAAAUCAAACGAAGAUUCCCUCAUUUUGCGAGACCGUACCUCCAGCAUACGGGAAAUCGCACGUCGACCCAAUGUGACCUACUCAGCCCUCGAUCGAGCACUCCGUUCAACGGAUUUGCCCCAAGGCGUCAAGGUCGCAUGAGGGAAUCUCCCCAAGCGCCAUCUAUGAUAGAUCCUAGACGGACAGACGUCCACGGACCCUCCGCAUCACCAAGUGCCUCCAAUUUCCCCAGGAGCCCUGGUACCAACGGCGAUUAUAGUCCGACGCCGAAGCAGCCCGACCGAGAUAACGCCAACGUUCCGAGGAGGCUUUCUAUGGUAGAAGAGGAUGAUGAGAGCGGAAGCGAAAGCGAAGCGUUUUCCCUUGAGCAGACUGCGAGCAGCCGUGAGAGCACACGAAGCGCUGGCAGCGGCGUGACCACGAAAACCAACAACAAGCUCGUUGAAGAGUAUAAAGGCCAGUUGCGGCAAGUGGGCGACAGACUUCGUAGAAUAGACGAUGCCAUGAAGAAUAGGGAGGAAGAAAUCGGCGGCGUUCUGGACGAAGGACGUUCAAGAGCUACUGCACACGACAUCGAGAAACAGGAAUGGGAUGAUAUGCGACUCGAUCUCGAAAACAAGCUAGCCGAAGCGCAAGCCUUGAACGAUUCGAUGAGGCUGAAACUACAACGGGUACGGGAAGGCAACGACGCCGAGAUGGAGAGGCUCAGAGAUGAGGUGGCCUUGGCUCAAACGGAAGCUCGGGAAGCCCAGCAAGUGGCCGCCCAGUAUGCUGCUGCUCAGCAGGCCCCGAGAGGUAUCGAGCCAGUCGCGUCGGACUCUUCACUUGAGCGGGUCAAUAAGCACCUUCGCCAUUCGCUCCUGGAGCAGCAGCGGGCGCAACAGCAGGCGAUGGAAGAGGUACGGAAGGAGACCAAAGAGCUUUUGCGUGAGGUGCGGGCGCUCUCACAGCAAAACAGUUCGAUAUACGAGCGACAAACAGAAGAGCUCCGGCAGACCAUCAAGCGGCUCGAGCAAGAAGUGCAUGAGUGGAGAGUUCGCUGCGUCCGUGUCAAGACGCAGCUUCGAUCUAUAUGCGCAUCCUCCGUUGAACUAGGGCCGGAGCACGAUGCGAUGAAACUCGACCGCGGCAAGGGUUUCGUCGACGGCCACGGCCUCGUUAAAGAUAUCCACGUCACCGAGUUCCAGACAGCCAUUGACGAGCUUUUGCGCAAGGCACGCGCCAAUGACUCCGAGUCCGUGAUUGACGCUGCGAAAUUGGUCGUAGUCAGUGUGCGUCGUAUUACCCACGACGCCAAGGUGCCACGGAGCGACGACGAAGACUCUGCCCGGCAGCGGGCGAAGCUGAGGGGCGAGGUCUCAUCGGCCACCAACAGCCUGAUCACGACGUCCAUGAACUAUGCCGCUGGCGCUGGGAUAUAUCCGCUCUCCCUGCUUGAUGCUGCGGUAAAAUUUGGGGCCAAAAGUCUGCGAACAGAUAACAGUGCGCCACAUAAAACCCACUAA
Messenger RNA from Fusarium keratoplasticum, 2085 nucleotides. RefSeq lists its product as uncharacterized. Gene Ontology annotation, biological process: pseudohyphal growth; bipolar cellular bud site selection; invasive filamentous growth. The transcript is spliced from 2 exons. Gene Ontology annotation, cellular component: mating projection tip; incipient cellular bud site; actomyosin contractile ring. The record is from RefSeq and is a predicted model, not a curated record. Gene Ontology annotation, molecular function: MAP kinase scaffold activity. Bases 1 to 2085 code for a protein of 694 amino acids. NCBI's taxonomy places the organism in Eukaryota, Fungi, Ascomycota, Sordariomycetes, Hypocreales, Nectriaceae.